AUGAUCACACUCAUCACCACUGUUUGCCUAUUUACUACAGUGAAAACUGGAAUCUCUGGGCUUCAAGUUCAAACUGUGAGGAGAGGAAAUAACGAGGUCAUAAAAUGUGAUGAAAACAUUGUUAAAGACAAGGAAACUCAUUUAUUAGCUUGGUAUAAACAGAGUUUCGGAAAUGUGCCACAGCCUGUAUUGAGACAGUUUGGAGACGGAGAGAAGCUCAGAUAUCAAUCAGGUUUUAAGGACGGACGCUUCACUGUGGAUGAAGAAACAUUUGAUCUCAGUAUUAAAGGAAUAAAACAAGAGGAUGCUGGAACAUAUUUCUGUGGAAAAGUAAAGCCGAAUGCCGUAGAGUUUGGAUCUGGGACUCGCUUGUUUUUUCAAGCUGAGGAGAUCCACCAUCCUCCAACUGAAAUGGUGAUCAAGACUGGAGAGUCUGUUACUCUCCAGUGUUCAGUAGAGUCUCUCACUCCAGACUGUUCAGGAGAUCACAGUGUGUACUGGUUCAGACAUGGAUCAGGAGAAUCCCAUCCAGGAAUCAUUUACACUCAUGGAAACAGGAGUGAUGAGUGUGAGAAAAGCUCUGAGACUGAUUCUCCUCCACAGAGCUGUGUCUACAAACUACCCAAGAGAAACCUCAGCCUCUCUGAUGCUGGAACUUACUACUGUGCUGUGGCUGCAUGUGGACAGAUACUGUUUGGAAAUCAAACUAAAGUUACUGUACAAGAAAACAAGAGUGGGAUUGUGAUCACUUUGAUAACAUUGAAUGUAAUAUCUGUUAUUGUGAUCAUGGUUCUGGUAGGAGUUUUACUGAAGAAGCAACGGAAAGGUGCUUCCAACAACCAUCCAAGCCACAUUGAUCAGGCUGAAGACUCAGAGGUUUUAAACUAUGCUGCCCUGAAAUUUGCUAAGAAACCUCCCACCUCCAGACCACCCAGAGUCAAGGAAAAUCCCAUCCUGUAUUCACAAGUCAAACACAGGUGA
Pygocentrus nattereri (red-bellied piranha) is the source of this 981-nucleotide messenger RNA. RefSeq lists its product as uncharacterized. The transcript has 6 exons. The coding region runs from base 1 to 981 and encodes 326 amino acids. Gene Ontology annotation, biological process: response to bacterium. NCBI's taxonomy places the organism in Eukaryota, Metazoa, Chordata, Actinopteri, Characiformes, Serrasalmidae. The record is from RefSeq and is a predicted model, not a curated record.